Molecule: messenger RNA, 2715 nt
Organism: Capra hircus (goat)
Lineage: Eukaryota; Metazoa; Chordata; Mammalia; Artiodactyla; Bovidae
Gene: BFAR
Product: bifunctional apoptosis regulator
Exons: 8
Coding region: 276-1628 (450 amino acids)
Biological process (GO): proteasome-mediated ubiquitin-dependent protein catabolic process
Cellular component (GO): nucleus
Molecular function (GO): ubiquitin protein ligase activity; protein binding
Source: RefSeq, a predicted model, not a curated record
CGCUCUAGGCAGCGGGAGGGCGCAGGGUUCAGGGGGUUGGGGAACAACUGCGGCCUCUCCUCUAUGGUCGCGGGCCGGCGGGGUACCCUCCUCCGCAGUGAGUCCAAGGUUAUUUCCGGAAGUGGAGCUGCUACCUCUUCCUCUGUGUCUGUGAAGGGGUCCAGGAAGGGGUCGACUGCCGGGUUGGCCAUGAGCGCGGAGAUUUAAUGUCAUCUUGCUUAGGUCUGCUGAGUCUGUAAUUUUCUAUGUCUAUGGAUUCCAGAAUUUGCUAAGAGAUGGAGGAGUCUCUGCAGAAUAAUGUGGAUGCAGCAAGCCUUGGGAAAACGGGCCCGCUCAAGAGCGCCGGCCCUCAGAUUUCCAUUAAUGAAUUCUCCUGCCACUGCUGCUACGACAUCCUGGUUAACCCCACCACCUUGAACUGUGGGCACAGCUUCUGCCGGCACUGCCUCGCCCUGUGGUGGGCCUCUUCGAAGAAAACAGAGUGUCCAGAAUGCAGAGAAAAAUGGGAAGGCUUCCCCAAAGUCAAUAUUCUCCUCAGGGACGCCGUUGAAAAAUUAUUUCCUGAUGCCAUUAGAAUGCGAUUUGAAGACAUUCAGCAGAAUAACGACAUAGUCCAGAGUCUUGCAGCCUUUCAAAAGUUUGGGAAUGAUCAGACCCCUUCAGCUCCCCACACAGGCAGAGGGAACCAGCACAGGGGAGGGGGUUUCUACUCUGGAGUGCUCACAGCUUUAACUGGGGUGGCAGUGGUCCUGCUGGUGUACCACUGGAGCAGCAGGGAAUCCGAGCGGCACCUCCUGGUCCACAAGGCUGUGGCCAGAUGGACAGCGGAGGAAGUUGUGCUCUGGCUGGAGCAGCUAGGCCCUUGGGCCUCCCUCUACAGAGACAGGUUUUUAUCUGAAAGAGUAAACGGAAGGUUGCUUUUAACUCUGACAGAGGAAGAAUUUUCUAAGGCUCCGUAUACCAUAGAAAGCAGCAGCCACCGAAGAGCUAUCCUCAUGGAGCUGGAGCGAGUGAAAGCCCUGGGCGUGAAGCCCCCCCAGAACCUCUGGGAAUAUAAGGCCGUGAACCCUGGGAGGUCCCUGUUCCUGCUGUAUGCCCUCAAGAGCUCCCCGCGCCUUGGUCUGCUGUACCUCUACCUGUUUGACUACACCGACACCUUCCUGCCGUUCAUUCACACCAUCUGUCCUCUUCAAGAAGACGGCUCCAGGGAGGACAUCAUAUCCAAGCUCCUGGAUCUUAGAGAGCCCACAUGGAAGCAGUGGCGAGAAUUCCUCAUCAAGUACUCCUUCCUUCCGUACCAGCUGAUUGCUGAGUUUGCUUGGGACUGGCUGGAGGUCCAUUACUGGACAUCAAGGUUUCUCAUCGUCAACGCCAUGCUCCUCUCGGUUCUGGAAUUAUUCUCCUUCUGGAGGAUCUGGUCCAGAAGUGAACUGAAGACCGUGCCUCAGAGGAUGUGGAGCCAUUUCUGGAAAGUGUCGACACAGGGGCUUUUUGUGGCCAUGUUCUGGCCCCUCAUCCCUCAGUUUGUUUGCAACUGUCUGUUUUACUGGGCCCUGUAUUUUAACCCAAUUAUUAACAUUGAUCUCGUUGUCAAGGAGGUCCGACGGCUGGAAACCCAGGUCUUGUGAUUGACACUGCUGAGGUUCCGAGGGACCCUUGCAGCCUCCCUGCCCGCCGAGCUCUGGGGAGAGGGGGAAGCGGACUCCCUAUUUUCCGCCCCUAGUAAACAAGGUGUUGCUUUGUCUGUCAGAGGCCACGGCCAGGUCUCCUCCCUCGGCCCGUGGCAGCAGGGACUGGCGCCCCAGAGCUUGGCCGACACGGCAGCCGCACCUCCUACCCAGCCGCCUUCCUCGCCGGGACUUGGGAGGCUCAGCCCGCGAUGGCUGGCAGGGACUCAGGGUCCUCGGAGGACACACAGUGGGUCGCAAUCCCCGCUUGCUCUAACCUCAGUGACUGACAAGAGGCUCCCAGGGCGGGUCGGAGCCCAGGGCCAGGCCUGUCCUCUCAGUCAAGUGUAGGAAAACAGGAGAAGAUGUUGUCAUAGGCAGAGGCAGUUGCACAUAAAAAAUAAGGAGGAAAAACCACAAUCCCGUUGAUGAUUCUGUCUUGUGUAAGAGUUGCUAGAAGGUUCAGAGUUAAACCUCUGAAAGCAGUCAGUUUGAGGUUAGAAUGAUGGUGGUUAGACUCGCCACCACUGUUUUCUGCUUGGAAUCAUUGAAAGUUUGGAUCUUUCUGUUGGAGUUGUUGAGUGGGACGUCAGGCAGUUUAAUCAGGCUGAGCUGCUUCCGUGCUAUGUAAAAUUGUUGUUGCGGGGUUUGGUUUGUUUUUGAGAAUGUAAUCUAUAAAAUCCAAGCCAGUCCGUUUGUUUAAGGAAAUACCUUGUACAUUGACCUCACACUGUAUAAUCUUUAUUGUCCUGCUCUGAUAUAUAAAACAAUGUGUAAUUACACCAAGUGCUGUAAUUGUAAAUAUGAGAUGAACUAUGGCCUGUGCUUUCCUGCCAGUGUGACAACAGCAGGUGUGAAAGGCUAUCAAUCUGAAGAUCAGCCCCAUAUUUAUACAGAAAUGAGCUUGCAUCCAAAGUGUUUUUUUGCGAGUCUAUGAACCAUUCAUUAACCCUUUGUAUCUUUGAAGAUUUCCCUCAAACUCUGCAUCUGAAAAUUUGAAGAAAUGACUUGAAAUAAAAAUAAAGUUUAUAUAUAUAUACAGAUAAAA